UUUUUCGCUAGAUAAAAAAGUUUGGUUAUGUUGUGUUAUUUUGAGGUUAGUCAUCUGUCAAAACAUGUUACAGGAAAAUGUGUGUCCUAUAUGUCAAAAAUUGCUGGAGUUAAAACAAAUAAACCUUACAACGGCUGUGUACUUGUGCGUUGAUUUAAAAUGCCCUUACCCUGUUGGAUAUGAUUGUAUUGAAAUUGAGAGGAAUAUACUGGAAAUAUUUAAAGUUUCAAAAAAGGAUAAAAAUGAGAAAAUAACAGUUAAUAAGGAAGCACUAAAUUCAAGCACAGAAAGUGUAAAAGUUGAUAUAAGUUGUAGUGAUAAAAAUGAAAAUGUAAACAAUACCGAUUGUAGUCUAGAUUUGGACUUUACAAUUGAAAAUGUAGGUGAUAAUACUGCGGAAUUGCAAGAUAUUGACGCAUUUUUGUUAGAUUUGUUGGAUUAAAACCCAAAUCUGUUUUUUAUGACUAAUCUGUGAUAAUUUUUAUUAAUAAACAUUUAACUUAC
This is a messenger RNA of Brassicogethes aeneus, 504 nucleotides long. NCBI's taxonomy places the organism in Eukaryota, Metazoa, Arthropoda, Insecta, Coleoptera, Nitidulidae. The record is from the annotation of a GenBank genome assembly.